AUGUGUAUUUUCAACAUUCGAAUCAUCAAAAUAAAAGAAAGAUUUCUAGUGAUAUUAAGCAAAAAGAAGGUUGCCUAUCCCAUUGAUGGAGUCCCCUACAAUAGCCCGGCAAAUGGUGUUUUUGCAUUUAUCGGACUUAGUCCUGUAUCUUCACUGGUUAUAGCGGUUUCAAAAGCCAUAGGGGUUGGAUUAUUAACAGCUUGCUCCUGGGACCCUAGAGUUAACGGUCCAUACUUUUUCUCAACUGCAAUCAGCAUUAGCUUGUCCAAUGCUAAGGAUUUCAUUCAAGAUGUGAAAAAACUUGUUGCUUUGCAGCCUAAUGGCUUAUGUGGUGUUGACCUUUAUAUUGGUUUCCUGGCUAGAUAUGUUACUCGUUCAAGUGCUUACUUGGGGAAGGAAGAAGAUUCAAUAGAGUUUGACAUCUCUUACUAUAGAAGCAAGGACCCAAUGGCCCCAAGAAUUUAUGAAGAUAUUCUUGAAGAGAUAGAGCAGAUGGCACUGUUUAAAUAUGGAGGAUUGCCUCAUUGGGGUAAAAAUAGGGACUUGGCUUUCCUUAAUGUGAUUAACAAGUACAAGAAUGCUGGAGAGUUUUUGAAGGUCAAAAAACUAUAUGAUCCUCUGGCGUUGUUCUCCAAUGAGUGGUCAGACCAAAUUCUUGGACUGAAAGAUGGAGUUACCAUAGUAAAGGAGGGUUGUGCACUAGAAGGAUUAUGUAUAUGCUCAGAGGACAGCCAUUGUGCCCCAAAGAAGGGAUACUUUUGUCGACCAGGAAAAGUUUACGAGGAUGCAAGGGUUUGUACUCGGGUUCAUACUCAUUUGUCAUCCUAA
This is a messenger RNA of Coffea arabica (coffee), 828 nucleotides long. NCBI's taxonomy places the organism in Eukaryota, Viridiplantae, Streptophyta, Magnoliopsida, Gentianales, Rubiaceae. The record is from RefSeq and is a predicted model, not a curated record.